CAUGGAGUAAUCGCAAUUAGAUUCUCUACAGGACAGAUUAAAAUAAAUAAAUUACCCUUAUUAUGAUUCAAAAACAAAGGGAUUUGAUUACAUGGCAACUAUUGAUUGUCUGUUAAAAGCCAAAUUGGAUUCAAUAGUACUAUUACAUGUUUAUGCUCAUAAUCUAACAGGUGUGGAUCCAACUGAAACCGAAUAGUAAUAAAUUGCUGAGGUAUGCAAAACAAAAAUCUACUACCAUUUUUUGAUUUGCUUAUCGACGAUUUGCUAAUGGAUGCAUUGA
Messenger RNA from Paramecium octaurelia, 280 nucleotides. Lineage: Eukaryota; Ciliophora; Oligohymenophorea; Peniculida; Parameciidae. The record is from the annotation of a GenBank genome assembly.